Bradysia coprophila is the source of this 1595-nucleotide messenger RNA. RefSeq lists its product as uncharacterized. Gene Ontology annotation, cellular component: nucleus. Gene Ontology annotation, biological process: regulation of transcription by RNA polymerase II. The record is from RefSeq and is a predicted model, not a curated record. Gene Ontology annotation, molecular function: zinc ion binding; DNA-binding transcription activator activity, RNA polymerase II-specific; RNA polymerase II cis-regulatory region sequence-specific DNA binding. Lineage: Eukaryota; Metazoa; Arthropoda; Insecta; Diptera; Sciaridae.
AAUUAUGUCAAAAUCCAACAAAAACAAAAAAAAUAAAUAAAACGACAGGAUGCUUCUGGUGUUCGCACAAUUUAAAUGACUGAAUCUCUGAAUAAAUCAGACAAAAUAUGACUGAAACCAUAGCACAUAGCCAACCGAAACAGUUUCCGUCGGGAACUUGUAGAGCCUGUAUGUUGUUCGACGAUUCGAGCAGAAUGAUAUUUUUGUUUGAAAGCAACAACAAUUUGGCUGAAAUAUUUUCCAAAUGUACUUCGUUGGAGGCUUCAGACGUCGAUGAUGGUUUACCGAAGCAUAUUUGCUUGAGUUGUCACAAUGACUUGGUCAAUGUUAAUAAAUUUAGAUUGUUGUGCACGUCGUCAGACACUUUCUUUCGCCAGAACAUGAAGAUUAAAGUGGAUCAUGACGAUCAUGACAGUGAUGAGGUGGAUGUUAAUUUUGUUACUGAAGAAGGCGACAAAAACGAUAAACAAGAAGGUACAGGCAAUAUUGUGGAGAAGGCCGAAGAUUUAGAUGAUUGGUCUCAAUCUGAUUCAGAAAACAGUCUCACAAUUGAAGAAUCGAGAGACGAGCAAACGGCACUUGGCGCAGAUAUUAACGCAGAGAAUUCCGAUACAAAUGGAACAACUGAAAUUGAAACUAGCAAAGACGGUCUUGAUGUUAGCGCAGAAAGUCCGAAUAAAAAGUCGACCCUAAGUUGUGACCAGUGCGGCAAAAAGUUUUUCAAACUGCAUCGCUUAGAAGGUCACUUACGUCAACAUCAGGGACUUAAGCCUUGCGUCUGUGGAAUAUGUGGUAAGGCGUUCAGUAAGUGGUCUGGAUUGAGUUUACAUAUGAGUGGCUGGCACAAUGAUAAACCAGACCAAAAACAAUUCUCUUGCGAUGCUGAAAAUUGUGACAAGGCAUACAACAUGAAACAAUCGCUGAGUUUGCACAAGAAAAAUCGACACUCUGAUACGAAGACAGUUCAAGAAAUUAAAUGUGUGUGCGAAGUGUGUGGAAAACCGUUCAAAACCAGCAACGCACUUAAAAAGCACACUUAUACGCACACUGGAUAUGACAAAAUGCCCUAUUCGUGCUCCGUUUGUCCCAAGAAGUAUACAACAAAACAUAAACUGAAGGAGCACACAAUGCGACAUGACGGAGUCAAAAAUCAUAUCUGUCCAUUUUGUGGACUACGGAAAACUACGCCACACGAGCUGAAAGUUCAUAUUAAUUACCAUACGAGGGAAAAAUUAUGGCCCUGUAAAUUGUGCAACGCCCAAUUUUCGAGCAUUGGCAACAUGAGCAGACAUUUCAAAAUUGUCCAUUGUGGCAUUAAGGCUUAUACCUGCACAAUAUGCGAUAGAUCAUUCGGCAAAUCGGAAACUCUGAAACAUCACGUCUAUACACACACAGGCGAAAAGCCGCAUGCUUGCAGCAUCUGCAACAAACGAUUUAUUCAGUCUAUUGCGCUGCAGACUCACAUGAAAACGCAUAAGAAAGUCACCUGAAAUUAAACGGUAGGUAUACUCAAUAUCGUACACAAUUUAUACUAUAACGUCUGACGUAACACUGUGUUAUAAUGGUAGCAACAUUAAAAUCAAAUAUUUUCUAUA